Molecule: messenger RNA, 1516 nt
Organism: Arabidopsis arenosa
Lineage: Eukaryota; Viridiplantae; Streptophyta; Magnoliopsida; Brassicales; Brassicaceae
Source: the annotation of a GenBank genome assembly
UCUUCUCUGUUCUCGUCCGGCGAUUCUCCGACUAAUUUUCCGACCAAACACUUCUCUCUCUCUCUCUCUCAUGGAAGAAACGUCGAAGCUACAGUUACCGGAGACUUUCCUUAGCUUUCUAGAGGCUAAUGGCCUUGAUCCUUCAAUCUAUACUCACGGAAAUUCCAUUCCACGCUAUGUAAGGUUGAAACCUGGGUUCGAGGAUGCUCUCGAAGAGAUUGAAUCCCAAAUUAACUGUAAACUGGACAAGGUGAAUUGGUUACCAGGCUUUUACUCUAUCCCUCCAGAUGUUCAUAUAGCCAGAUCCAAGGCGUAUCAGCAAGGCAUGAUGUACGGAAUCGAUGCAGCUUCCGGUGCCGCUGUCUCAGCUCUUGGUAUCUCCCCAGGAGACCAUGUCUUGGAUCUUUGUGCUGCUCCUGGUGCUAAACUAUGUAUGAUGCUUGACCUACUCGGUGACAAGGGCACUGCCACUGGUGUCGAUGUUGCAAGGCAUCGUCUUGCUGCCUGCAGAACUAUGCUUCUCAAGUAUGGGCUUGCUGAAAGGAGCCGUCUUUUUCUUGCUGAUGGAACCACUUUCUCAGUGCCACCAACCACUAACCUACCAUGUGACUCAUUAGUGGACGAUCAUGAAGACACAUUCAAGCAGUGGACCUCCCGUAGACCUUACAAAGAAAGGAAACAAGAAGCUAAGGCCAGGAAGAAUUCCGUUUUGCCGCAGAAUGGACAGCCCGAAAUUAUUUUCUACGGACAGGGUUCUGGAGUAAUCGGGCUUAAAAAGAAGCAACUUUAUAGAUCCCUUGACCAAGAUGAUUAUGCAUAUUGUGGGUAUGAUAAGGUUCUUGUAGACGCAGAGUGCACACACGAUGGUUCAAUCAAACAUAUCCAGAAAUUUGAGCAAUGGGGUUGGACAACUCUGGAACGCCGUGUACUGGAUGCUGAGAGAACCGAUAGAAACUUAUCAGCUCUUCAGUUGAAUCUACUGAGAAAUGGAUUCAGAUUGUUGAAAGAAGCUGGCACCCUAGUGUACAGCACUUGCAGUUUGACGCAUGCUCAAAACGAAGAUGUGGUGGAUCAGUUCCUUGCUGAAAAUUCCUCUGCAGAGUUACAAGAAAUUGAAAUGGCCAAGGAUUGGCCGUGUAGAAGUGGUCGCACGCCUAAGACACUGCGGUUUGAUCCUUCCACCUCAGCAACCAGCGGCCUUUUCGUUGCAAAAAUCAGGAAAUUGCCAUCCAACGAAGCAAAGAAGAAUGUGUUGUGAUACCUCACUCAAAAAGGUGGUUAGGUUGAUGACUCUACUUAAAGUUGGCUACUUUUAGCUUCUUUAUCUGUUUGUUUAAAGAUUAGAAAGUGGAUUGGGUAGAGCCAUUGGGUUUAGGAUUUGCCUAAUCCCAAAUUCAUGAAUUGCAAGCUGAUUUGUGUCCACUAGAACUUUUCAGUCUCACCACUUUUCUACUGUCUCAGUUUUUCUGUACAUAUCUAAUUGUGAUGUUGAUCAUAACAAAAUAACGAAUUAUAU